Messenger RNA from Aspergillus alliaceus, 1634 nucleotides. RefSeq names its product glycoside hydrolase family 88 protein. Lineage: Eukaryota; Fungi; Ascomycota; Eurotiomycetes; Eurotiales; Aspergillaceae. Gene Ontology annotation, biological process: polysaccharide catabolic process. Bases 141 to 1634 code for a protein of 497 amino acids. The transcript is spliced from 2 exons. Gene Ontology annotation, molecular function: chondroitin hydrolase activity. The record is from RefSeq and is a predicted model, not a curated record.
GCAACAUAGCAUCCAACGAAUUCUUUAUCCCUUCAUUAAUUAAAUACUGUAUAUUUAUCUUCCUGUGUUUGCGUGAUGCAUGCACCAGGACUUUGAGGACACCGAACUAGAACUUACAGACCCUUCCCAGCAAUAUAAAGAUGGCCGCGGAUACAGGAGUAUCAACAAAACGAGCACUAGAGCUAUGGGCAAAUGGAGCAAGUCCGAAAGCAGGAUCGAUGUCAUCAACAAGCCCAUGCCCGCUAGUCAAGGCACUAUACUCCGAAUCAGUUACAGUGAAGCUCUGGAGCGUGGCUAGUAGAGCCCUAGGCAGUGUAUCGCCACCGACACUUUACCCUGAAUACACCGGCGCAGACGGUGCAACCUACGUCUACCGCACUCUAGAUUUCUGGACAUCCGGCUUCUUCCCAGGCUCGCUGUACCUCCUCCUCGAACGGCAAACCCGGUACCCAAACUUCUAUGGCACACCAUGGCAAUCAAACAAGGACAGUCCCCUCCCUCACAAAUUACAGCUCCAACAUCUCUGCCAAUGGUGGACAGCCAAUCUGCACGCCAACGCCGCAAAGCGCGAUACCCACGACCUGGGAUUCAUGAUAGCGCCUUGGGCAAUGAAAGCGUGGUCUCUCAAUCGCGACCCUCAGGCAUACAAUAGCCUGAUCCUAGCUGCGCAUUCACUAGCCAGCCGCUUUGAUGAGCGCGUCCAGUCUCUCCGUAGCUGGGAUAUAUGCCAUACGAAACUGUACUCCUUCACGAACCCCGAGAAAGAUUUCCUCGUGAUUAUCGAUAACAUGCUAAACCUCGACCUGUUGUUCUGGGCUGCAAAGGAGACAGGAAACACCAAAUUUUACGAUAUUGCGAUAGCUCACGCGCGGACAACAGCCAGGCAUCAUAUACGACCCGAUAGCAGUACAGUCCACGUUGUCAACUAUGACAUGGCGACGGGUUUGCCGAAGUUGAAGUUCACACAUCAGGGGUACAGUGAUGAGAGCUGUUGGGCGCGCGGGCAGGCGUGGGGAAUCCUGGGAUUCGCGCAAACCUUCGAGUGGACGGGCGAGGCAGAUCUUUUAUUGAUUGCGCGGCAAUUGGCUGAUUACUUUAUUCGUCGGUUGCCGGUAGAUGGAGUGCCGUAUUGGGACUUUGAUGCCCCCAUGGACUCCGCUUGUCCGAGAGAUACAUCUGCGGGGAUGGUGGCGGGCUGUGGGAUGUUGUUGAUUUUUAAGGCGUUAAGGGGUGUGGAUGCGAAUGCUGCUGGGUUUUAUUUGAGAUCGGCCAUGAGCAUUCUAGCUGGGACAGUGGUUGGCUUUAUGACUCCAGGCGAUCAAGGAUUCUACACUGAUUGUUCUGAUGCGGUCGCGCCCGUUUAUCCUGAGGAUAUUCCUGAGCAUGACAAGAGGCAACCCGGGAGGCUAGGGAUUAGAAGCUCGCGUCCGCUGCAAAAUGAGGACACUGCUGGUGCAAAAUUACCGGAAACAAUUCUCGACGGCGCGACAAUCAAUAACUAUCAAUUUGCAACGCGCCGGUGGGCAAAUCAUGGGCUCGUCUAUGCGGAUUAUUAUUUCAUGCUCAUGGGGAAUAUGCUGCUGGAGAUGGGACUGGUCACUGAGUCAAGCGCUACUAUUUAUGGAGGACAUUAA